Messenger RNA from Biomphalaria glabrata, 3210 nucleotides. RefSeq names its product solute carrier family 25 member 16-like. Lineage: Eukaryota; Metazoa; Mollusca; Gastropoda; Planorbidae. The record is from RefSeq and is a predicted model, not a curated record. The coding region runs from base 230 to 1207 and encodes 325 amino acids. Gene Ontology annotation, biological process: transmembrane transport. Gene Ontology annotation, cellular component: mitochondrial inner membrane. The transcript has 10 exons.
AUUAAGUCUCACAAAUAUGUUUUUUAGAAACCGAAGAGUUAACCACAUCAUAGAUAUGUAUUAGAUGUUGAAAUGUAAUAGGUUACCAAUCUGGUUCUGUUCUGCCAAUAGAACACAAGAAAAUGAAGUGUCAUACUAACUUUGACAAAAUUUAUUAGAGAAGCAAUGAAGCGAGAGAGAAAUUUGACUCACUGCUUGAUCCUGAUCGUCGUUGUGAUCUUGACAAAAGAUGAACAGUUCAUCUAGUUCUAAUCUUAGGGACAGCAAGACUGUCAUAGCAGCCAAAACAUUUAUUUCUGGUGGCUUGGCAGGUAUUUGUGCAAAAACAGCUGUUGCUCCUUUGGAUAGAGUGAAAAUUUUGCUUCAAGCUCACAAUCAACAUUACAAGCAUCUGGGUGUAUUUUCUACUGUGAAGCAUGUUGUGUUGAAGGAAGGAUUUACUGGGCUCUAUCAAGGCAAUGGAGUUCAGAUGUUAAGAAUUUUCCCCUAUGCUGCUAUUCAAUUUCUAAGUUACGAGCAGUUAAAAAAAGUAGCCAAACAUAUUCCUUUCUUCAAUCAUUCACCAAAUAUUUCAAAAUUGAUAUGUGGAUCUCUAGCUGGUUUGACAGCUGUGUUGAUUACUUACCCUUUGGACAUGAUACGAGCUCGAUUAGCCUUUCAAGUGAAAGGGGAAGCCAUAUAUGAUGGUAUAAUUCAUACCAUACAAUCUAUACGCCACCUUGAAGGAGGGACUAGAGGUUUAUAUCAAGGCAUUGUUCCCACUAUUCUAGGAAUGGCCCCAUAUGCAGGCCUAUCAUUUAGCAGUUUUGAAAUGCUUAAGAACUUUGCUCUUGACACAUUUCCUGAUUUGUUGGGUAAACCAUGCCCACAAAAUACUGGUGGUUUAGUCUUGAUAAUGCCAGCCAAACUUGUGUGUGGUGGUCUAGCAGGAGCUAUAGCACAAACUAUAUCCUAUCCACUUGAUGUGGUACGACGCAAGAUGCAGUUGUCUGGUAUGAUUGUAAAAUCAGAAAGUGAAGUUUUCCACUACCCGAGAGGUUGGUUAGGUGUCCUGGUAGAUGUGUACAGAGAGAAUGGAGUAAUAAAAGGCUUGUACAGAGGUAUGAGUAUCAAUUACAUACGAAUAAUGCCAACAGUUGCUAUAUCAUUUGCAACAUAUGAAACUGCCAAACAAGCUUUUGGACUGGACACAGGAGUAGAUAGAUGAUGAUAGCUUGCUGUAUAAAUUGUUUGUAAACAUUUUAAUUUUGAUAAUUUUUUUUGUGUAUGCUGUAACUAGAAUCCAGUUUAUUGUAUGUAAUAAUUAAUUAUUUUUUUUUACAUAAGAAACUAGAUGUUGACUUGAGGUAUUUUUCUGAAUCAUGUUAGAACAAAAAUGUAAAUUUUUUUUUUCUCUUUUUUUUUAAAUUUGAAUAUUUUGAAAGAACUCAGGGGAUUCAAAAAUCAUGUUUAUUCUGAAUUUUCUGAGACUGUACAUAAUUUGAUUUCUCUUACUUUUUUUUUAAAUGAUCAAUUUGAAUUAAUUCACAAUCAAACUAAAUCUAAACAUAAUGGAAACUCCUUUUGGAAGAGCAGGGAGAAUCCUACAUAUCAUUUCUAUUGCCAAGGAUUUCUAAAAUAUUUGAAUAUUAUUUUGUAAAGUAUGUCAAGCUCACAGACAACAUUUUUGGUUGUUGUGACUUUUCUUUUGGGGUGGUCACUUUUGUGUUCAUGUAUUGUAUUUCAUAGUCAAAGACAUUAAUAUUUAUUGAAAACUUCAAGAGAUUUGUUUUCAUGUAACUUUUUUUUUUCCUUUGAUGUCAAAUAUUGAUUUAUAUAAAUGCUCAUAUUAAAUUGUGAAGGUUUCUUUUAAAAACAUUUAAGAAUAUUUAAUUUACAAUGUUCUAAAAUAUUCUUUAAUUUGACUUUAAGUAAUAUAUCAGUUAUUAUUUGUUUCUUUUUUUAUUUUUUGGGCUGCCAACACAGUUCAAAGAAAAAUAGGGAAGAAAUUUUCUCAAUAUAUUUCUUUUUUUUUUUUUUUUUUUUUUUCCUUGUUUAAAGUGUAAACCAUCACAUGUUUACAUAAUGUGAUGAGAUAUAUAUACAUGUGUCCUGGAGACAAUGUAGACACACUAGGCACACAACUAUUGAGACAUCAGCUUAUAAUGGGCCAGCCUGUAUCCCAUUUCAAACCACUAGCUAAUUACUAGCUGCAUCAAUAUUGAAAAAUAAACUAUUGCUAAGUUUUUCAUUUCAAUCUAUAUAAUAUAUUAUAAUUCCUUCACAUUUCCCUACUGGAGCUUGUUCCUGAGACAAGUCAUAAUCCAAUCUGCCUUUGCUAUUCUGUGAAUGUUGGAAAUGUAUUUUUGGUGUAAUGUGGUAUGAUUGUAUUUUCUGAAUAUUCCUAACAUUCCACAGCCUACACAAAUUUGAGUAGCCACAGGGCUUGAACUUAGCAUAAGGAGAUGUCAACAAACAAUUGUUGUGCUAACUCUUGUAAUAGGAUUGAACUUGUGCUAAAGUAAUAUCCUGGUUUAGUGCUAGAGUUUGACAAUUUACUUAGUUCAUCUGACCAAGUGGCAUUUUUUGUAUUUUAUAAUCAUUAUAAGCCAAGUUAAGAAAUCUAAAUAAUUGAAUCUCACAAAAUAUCAUAUCCAAAAGAAAAAAUGUAAUCAUUGGAUCUCUCUGUUGGCACAUUCAUAAAUGAAAGACUUCAUCUUAAAAUAUGUUCUUUGCUAAAAUUGAAGAUAUUAAUUCUCAAAAUGUUUGUAAUGCUUCAUGUAACAGUGUAGCAUAUUUUGUAGACACUAAACAAUAUGCAAACCAUUUUUUUAGAUUUUAUUCUUAAACUUUACAGUUAAAAACAAUAAAUUUUUAUAAAGCACAGAAAAUAGAACACAUUUGUGAAUGAAGCCUUCCAAUACUGUCACAUUUGUGAAUGAAGCCUUCCAAUACUGUCACAUUUGUGAAUGAAGCCUUCCAAUACUGUCACAUUUGUGAAUGAAGCCUUCCAAUACUGUCACAUUUGUGAAUGAAGCCUUCCAAUACUGUCACAGUAACAAAUUGUUGUGAACACUUAAAAUUUGCUCGUCUUUAGAAACAAAAAAAUGAUGAUGGAUUGCAUGAGGUGUACUUCUACUAGGCUGUUUAAGUGUUAUUGUUUAUCUAUUGAUUUACUACAAAGUUGCAAACUUGAGAUUCUCAUAUUAAAUUAGUCAUAUUGAUUUAUUA